Molecule: messenger RNA, 805 nt
Organism: Cavia porcellus (domestic guinea pig)
Lineage: Eukaryota; Metazoa; Chordata; Mammalia; Rodentia; Caviidae
Product: keratin-associated protein 5-2-like
Exons: 1
Coding region: 46-384 (112 amino acids)
Source: RefSeq, a predicted model, not a curated record
CUGAGUCCUCUCUCCUCCCUCACCUGCUUGUUGUCUACUGACACCAUGGGUUGCUGUGGCUGUGGAGGUUGUGGUUGUGGCAGCUGUGGUGGCUGUGGCAGCUGUGGUGGCUGUGGCAGCUGUGGUAGCUGUGGUGGCUGUGGUGGCUGUGGUGGCUGUGGAAGCUGCUGUGGUAGCUGCUGUGGUGGCUGCUGUGGCUGUUGCUGCUGCAAACCCGUAGUCAUCUGCUGCCACCGCACCUGCUGUGGCUCCUGUGGCUGCGGCUCCUGUGGCUGUGGCUCCUGUGGCUGUGGCUCCUGUGGCUGUGGCUGUGGGAAGGGAUGCUGCCAGCACAAGUGCUGUUGUCAGCAAAAGUGCGGCUGCAAGAAGCAGUGCUGCUGCUAGGUGCUGCCAGCCUGGCCACUGCACAGGUGCUGUUGCCGCGGGGAGACUGUCUGCUGUCUGCAAAGCUGCAGGGUCAGAGGCUCCAAUGCAGGCAUGGGCUCUGCCCCGUCCACUCUGUCCUGCUGUGACAAAGGCAUCUGGACUCUGUGACGGCUUCUCCCCUGACCGGAUACACCAUGUUAACGUUUCCUGUUCUAAGGUGGUGACCUCCUCCUGCACGCUAUGCAAGGACCAGGAUGAAGGGCAACAUGAUUAUCAGGUUGGUAAGUUCAAGUGAUGGUUUCCACUGUGUUUUCUGCUUUAAAUCUUUUUUUGAUCUCUGUGUUAAUUCAUCCGUGUGAACUGCAUAGGAAAUGCCUCUUCUGUAACCAGAGUUUCUCUAGACAAUGCAUUAAAGUUUAUUAAUAAAAUUCUCAAAUAA